UCAGGGUCAACCUCCAGUUGUAGAGGGGUGUUCUGGUACUCCCGUCCUCCUCCUUUCUCUCCUUACCUUCCCAGAGGAAGUUUCUAUUACUCCUCCCUUGAACUCCUUUGGAUCCUCCGAUGACUCGACCCAGAUCCUUCUCUUUUUCAGGGUUUUGAUUUGCACUUUUUCUUUGAAAUUCCAAGAUUUCUUUGUGAAUUCCAACAGAUCUUGCUGGAACUUUUCUCUUCAUCCACCCGACUCUCCUUCAUCCCUUCUUCCCUUUGACAUUUGGCUCACUGAACAGUCGAUCAACCAAGCAACCAGGCAACUAACAGACAAGUAAACGGCAGGUGAACCGAAAAGCAAGUAUGACAGACAAACCGGGCAUGCCGACGGGUGGUGGAGAUGAUGCAGGAAGCAUCAUGGCGUUGCUGGAGCGCGUGGCGGGCCUCAUGGACAGCGUCCAGACCACACAACAACGCAUGGAAGAGCGUCAGCUGGAGCUGGAGAACACGGUAAAGACCAUCCAGGCGGAUGUCGUCAAAUUGACCAACGACCACGCCAACACCAGUUCCACCGUUGACCGCCUCCUGGAGAAGACACGCAAGGUCAGCCGCCACAUCAAGGACGUCAGGGUGCGCGUGGAGAACCAGAACAUAAGGGUGAAGAAGGUGGAGGCCACCCAGGGUGAUCUCCUAGCCAAGAACAAGUUCAGGGUGGUCAUUUAUCAGGGUGACCAGGAGGUGAAGGCUGUCACACCAGGCAACGAGCCAGGAGAACCCAGUGGCAGCACCGGCGCCAGAGCUGAGGUGGAACCGGACAAGUUUGAGCUCCCUCCAGAGUCGGAUGAGGAGUACAUGGUGGUGGAGGAGGCAGACUCCUCGUCAGCCGGCCGCAUGAAAAAGACGGGGCUGACACGCAUCGAGAGCUUCAAAGCCACCUUCUCCAAGGAGAACAUGAGCAAGACCCGCGAGAACCUUGGCACCAAGGUCAACAGGUUCGGCGAGCGCAUCGUGACGGCUGAGAGGCGCGAGAAGAUCCGCCAGUCCGGUGAGAGGCUGAAGCAGUCGGGCGAGAGGCUGAAGGAAACCAUCACCAAGAGCGUCCCGGCAAAGCUCAACCUGAAGAAGGAGAGGACUGUCGCGGAGGGCCAGGAAGGAGCCGAGGGUGCCACAGAGGGAGCUGCUCCCGUCCCUCCUCCGAAGGGCCGCAAGGGCAGCCCAGACACCGCCAAGGUGGCUGACGAUGAGGGCAAGGCAGAGGAGUCUGAGGUGCCGAUGUACGAUAUGAAGCAGCUAUCGUAAACCGUGAGACAGUGACAAGAUCUGGGCCGUUUUCUUUUGGACCACUGAGACCACACAGAGGGAGUGAAAGAGAAGUUUUCAAGGUUGCUGCUACCAAGCAGAGCUGCAGGAGUGCGAUUAAUGAAGAUUAACAUUUGUUUGAACGUUUUUUGAAGGAAGUGAGAGGGAACAGGUCGGUCACGGAUCCAAUCUGACUGAACAUCAAGACAACAAGCAACAAGAUUCCUGAAAUCGUCAUCAAGUUGUUUCAUACAGUUACGUGUGUUCUGGUCGUUUAUUAUCAAAUCGGAAAAUAUAUAGUCUUUUUGUUUUGUGUUCAAUAUAUACACUGACUGGGAAAAUAAAUGAACAAAGUGUUCACAGUUCAGAACUUCUCCACAAAGCUUUUCCCACCAUCACACCUCUGCUGUUCACUUGUUUUUGCAUGUCGGACGGUGAAGCUAUAACAGGGUUAUAGUACGUUAAAAAAGUUUGGAGGAAAAAAAGAGUUUUGCACUCAUCACAGGUGAAAUAAUUCUAAUUAAAUGUUUAAAAAACUGUGUGUCACUGGUUGAUCAGCUUGAAUAAACUGAACAAUCACGAUGAGAGGCUGCAGACAUCUUCACAAGUCCAAAAGCCUGGACCUGUUCUGACACAUAGUCCCGAAACCUGCAGCAAAAGAACAAGACCCUACACGGACUCAGUUUGAUCUUGAAUUUGGACCUGUCCCGGUUCAAAUACUGGGUCGGGUCACUAAGUAAGAGUACUCUAGUUUGUGUAAGUGGAAAAUGUAAAAGAGCUGAUUUAAGGUGAGUAAACCUGAAAAUCUGAUAGUUAAGUAAAGUUAGCAAGCUGAGGACCUUUGAAUACCAGUCGUACAGGUCAUGUUAAAAGUCUUUAUUUAUUGAUGAAUAAACAUCUAAAUAAUGGAAUUAUUCAUAUUUAAAAUGUGUAUUGUAUAAAGUUUUAGUGUGUUAGUAUUUGAGUGAGAGCACAGUCUUGUAGCUACAGUAAGGAAACAUUUGUGUUAUUAAAUUAUUAUUAUUAUUUUAUUAUUAGAAUUAUUGUUUUGAAGCAGGAACCCCAUGAGACCUCCCUCACACUUUAUCAUUUUAUUUCAAAUCAGUGAUUUCAUUUCUGAGCAAAGCUACAAAUUGGGACGUAGCUAUCUGCACCAAACUACGUCAACGCUGGCAGCAGCGUUACAGCAGCACACGCUUACUCUGUAAGCAAACCCUGUGACUUGGAUGUUGUUCCUACAGUAUUGCUUUGUUAGUGAGUGACUGCAUGGACAUUAAAGCAGGUUUGUGUUUGAUUGUCACGUUGAGAAAAUAAAAGUUCACUUGAAUAAUUUCUGUAA
Larimichthys crocea (large yellow croaker) is the source of this 2625-nucleotide messenger RNA. It is a transcript of the gene cavin4b, whose product is annotated as caveolae associated protein 4b. Gene Ontology annotation, biological process: regulation of gene expression. Gene Ontology annotation, cellular component: caveola; cytoplasm. Bases 351 to 1286 code for a protein of 311 amino acids. The record is from RefSeq and is a predicted model, not a curated record. The transcript has 2 exons. NCBI's taxonomy places the organism in Eukaryota, Metazoa, Chordata, Actinopteri, Sciaenidae.